UUUUGUACAAAAUUUAGAAAAAAAAAUGAAAUGUGUCUGACACUAUUUAAAAAUUAUGGUAAAAUAAAAUUAUUCACGCUUGCUCAGUCUCAGUUACAACAUGGGGAAUUUUGAUUUUGGUUGUUACCUCAUUGGUUUUCACUAAAAGCAGCUGUUGGUGCGACAUAACCUAUACGCUUUGUUAUUAUAUGUACUUAUUUAGUCGAAUCGAUUACAUUUCAUAUCACUGACUUUAGCUAUGCCUAAUACAAACAUAUCAUUAAUGCACGCGGCGCUUGCCGCCACGGCAAUUAUUCUUUUGCGAAAAAUGCUGUUACGCUUAAAACAAAAACGCAAUCGACGAAGAUUGUGGUCGAGAACGUGGUUACAACGGCGAAAUGAAGGUAGAGGCGUUUUAAAUAUGUUAAACCAAGAGCUUCUGCAGGAGGACCCCGUAUCUUACCAAAAUUACCUUCGCUUAAACAAUAAACAGCUGGGAUAUUUGCUAGCAUUAGUGAAAGAUGACAUAACCAAACAAGAUACCCACUUACGAGAGUGUAUCCCCGCUAGAAGCAAAUUACAAGUUACUCUAAGAUUUUUGGCAACCGGAGAGACGUUUCGAUCCCUUAUGUACGCAACAAGGAUUCACGAAACUACAAUUAGUCGUUUCAUACCCGAGGUGUGCAACGCAAUCGUGUUAAAAUUGAAACCAAAUUAUUUGAAGACACCAAACACGCCAGAAGAGUGGAAUAAAAUUGCGGAUGAUUUUAAUAAUUUAUGGCAGUUUCCACACUGCAUUGGAGCACUCGAUGGACGCCAUAUAACAUUCAGAGCCCCAAUCUCGGCAGGAUCGUACUAUUACAACUAUAAAGGUUCUAAUAGUAUUGUGCUGCUGGGUUUGGCAGAUGCAAAUUAUAAAUUUAUUUACAUAAAUAUUGGUGUUAACGGACGCAUUAGCGAUGGCGGGGUGUUUAACAACACCCAAACUGCUGCCAGGAAUGGAACAUCCAAUGCCCUAUGUCAUUGUCGCCGAUGAUGCAUUUCCAUUAGCAACAAACCUAAUGAAGCCCUAUCCUGAACGAGGACUUACC
This is a messenger RNA of Photinus pyralis (common eastern firefly), 1070 nucleotides long. RefSeq lists its product as uncharacterized. Bases 239 to 1015 code for a protein of 258 amino acids. NCBI's taxonomy places the organism in Eukaryota, Metazoa, Arthropoda, Insecta, Coleoptera, Lampyridae. The transcript has 4 exons. The record is from RefSeq and is a predicted model, not a curated record.